Messenger RNA from Rubroshorea leprosula, 1374 nucleotides. Lineage: Eukaryota; Viridiplantae; Streptophyta; Magnoliopsida; Malvales; Dipterocarpaceae. The record is from the annotation of a GenBank genome assembly.
ACUAUUAAAAAUGAAAGUGGAAUUUUUCUCAUUAAGAGUUGACUCUUCACAUGGCGAGUCAACUCAACUAUAUAUAUAAUGCUGCGUGUUUCUGCUCUUCUUCUCCCCUGAGAAACGGUAAAAGCCGAACAAGAAGCCAAGCCACCGACACACCCACCCUCUUGAGAAACGAAAAUUUCAGAUUUGCUCUGUUCCUUCCCCUCUGUCCGCUACUCUUGGUUUGUGGGUGUGAAUUCUUCAAGUUUCUGAUCCCCCUAAGUUCUCCUUCACUUCCCGCUGGUUUCCCCAACCCGCCAGCUUCGAUUCUGCUUGCUGAAUUUCUGGUUAUUGAUUAUUCUGUCACCCUAGCAUUUGGAGUGAAUUUUUGUGUUAUGCAACUGAGCAUGCCCACAUGGAAUUUUUCAGGUUUAUUCUUGAAAUUUGAGAUUGAUUGUGAGUUACGGAUUUUUCCUAUAAAUCUUGUGCCACGCCCCAAAACCCGAAUCCGUGGACGUGGCAGACGCCGUGCACUCGUGAGAGGGUCCCACAAAUGCACAAGGCUCGGAACUUUAUCAUACCACAAUCUAAUACCAUAAAAUCUGAAGAUAAAAAUCUUAAAAUUUGCUCUGAUAUCAUAAAAUCUCCAAAUAAAGUCUAGCUUACAAUAUCAUGAUUUAUAUCUAAAAUCUAUGUCAAAUUUACAAUAUGGCUAACCUUCUAACCCGUCACUCCCCUUGUUUUUCCCCGUCCUUGACUUUGCUUCCUGAAAUGGUGGACAUGAAAAAACUAUGAGAUAACUCAGUAAGUAAAUCUGGAGUGCCUCUUGUUAAACUUAUAGCAUGCCAACAAAUGUAAUCACGAAAAACGGAUACAAUACGGGAACGAAAUAGACGUCUCCUCUAUAGGUCAUGGCUAGUGUUAUAAAUCUCCCACUAGCAGGCUACACUAUUUGCUGGUAUAUAACCCCCACUAGCAGGGUCACUCGAACGAACCAGUUCUAUCAAUAACAUGUCAACAUGUGCUAGCGUUUAUAAACCUCCCACUAGCGGGCACACUAAUAACAUGACCACAUCGGAGACAAAACAGACAGAAGUUAACAGAAAAACCAUAAUUCACCAAUCACUUUCAGAUCAUCAAGAUAAUCAAUUAAAUUUCAAGUAGGCAUGCUCAAUUUAAUGAAAAGAAUAAAAAUUUUACUUCAAAUCAGCCAUACUUACUUUUGUAUAAAACGGGUUUAGUCCCACCACCAUUUCAAAAACAAGUCAAAAUAUGCUUUUAAAAACUGUACGGGCAUUACCAUAAGUUUACUUACCUCAAAUCACACAAAACCGAGGAUUCAAUCCAAGUGCUCGUGUGACAGAACAAUCACGAACCUAAUCAAAUAUUCAAAAAUUA